This is a messenger RNA of Exophiala xenobiotica, 1276 nucleotides long. RefSeq lists its product as uncharacterized. The transcript is spliced from 2 exons. The record is from RefSeq and is a predicted model, not a curated record. The coding region runs from base 130 to 1173 and encodes 347 amino acids. NCBI's taxonomy places the organism in Eukaryota, Fungi, Ascomycota, Eurotiomycetes, Chaetothyriales, Herpotrichiellaceae. Gene Ontology annotation, molecular function: zinc ion binding; ferrous iron binding; oxidoreductase activity, acting on single donors with incorporation of molecular oxygen.
CAAAGACUCAGUGUGGCCGAGUCUCGGCCAAACAACUCUCGAUCCGAGCACCAUCCUUACAAAAGCCUGGGAGGGCCCUCGAAUCAUGCCUCCUCUCGUGAUAGCGUGAAGAAGUCGUGAGAGCUUGUGAUGGUAGAUCUAACUCGAAGGACAGUGACAAUAGCGCUAGUAUUUACAUUCAGCAUCAUUCUUGCAGCCAGCCUGCAUCCGAACUCCCCACCCUAUAUCUCAAGCGCCUACGACGUGGCUUCCUCGAGACUGUUGAAUCCUGUGAGACGAUUGACCCAGCUGAGCAGAUCAUUCUCGACGAGUUUGGGUCGGAAGGAAUCAACCAUGGCGAAAAAGACCCCUGUCUACUUUGUCUCCCAUGGAGGCCCGACAACAAUGUACGACACCAAACAUGCCGUCUACCCAGAAUUGCAGCGUAUCGGCAAAGAAAUCACUGAACAAGUCAAACCCUCCGCCGUGGUAGUCUUCUCAGCACAUUGGCAAGCUGAAAGACCCAACACAAUCGAAGUCAAUGUGUCUGAAGAGGAGCCCCUACUUUACGACUUCUAUGGAUUCCCACGACACUAUUACUCGGAGAAAUUCCCCAACAAAGGUUCUGCCUCGUUAGCGAAGCGAGUCAUGGAGGUCCUGGGCGAGAAUGGGAUCAAGACCCAGCCGGUCGAGCGAGGCCUUGAUCACGGCGUCUUCGUCCCGUUCAAGGUCAUGUUCGACCCUAAGACGAACCCACUCACCGUGCCCAUUGUGCAGGUUAGUCUAUUUGACGAUGACAGGGAUGCCGCGGCGCAUAUAAAGCUUGGACGGGCAGUGCAGAAACUCCGGGAGGAGAACGUCCUGAUCAUAGCGAGCGGUAUGUCGGUGCACAACCUUCGGCAUUUGAUGAUGACCAUGGGUACGGGGAAGACAAUGCCGUAUGCGGCGAGUUUUGACGCGGCCUUGAAGGAUGCAGCAGAGACGAAGCCGGGUGAACAUAGGGAUGAGGUUAUGGUUGAUUUACUUUCCAGGCCUGAUGCAAGGCAGGCGCAUCCCACUUUUGAGCAUUUGUUGCCGAUUCAUGUCGCUGUCGGCGCGUCUGGGGAUGAUCAAGGAAAACAGUUGUGGACGCUGGCAGAGGGGAGUAUGGCCUGGGCGCAAUAUAGAUUCGGGGAGGUGGCGGCUGAAGCCUAAGCAAAAGCCAUUUUCAGUGCAUCUUGAAGGUUCUCCUUUGCUUUUGCGCUUGAGCGUGCGUUGUAUGUACAAUCGAACUUCUCCAAUGCGAGCAUUUCUGGUA